Messenger RNA from Protopterus annectens (West African lungfish), 1455 nucleotides. RefSeq names its product uracil phosphoribosyltransferase homolog (gene UPRT). The transcript is spliced from 7 exons. NCBI's taxonomy places the organism in Eukaryota, Metazoa, Chordata, Ceratodontiformes, Protopteridae. The record is from RefSeq and is a predicted model, not a curated record. The coding region runs from base 134 to 952 and encodes 272 amino acids.
CCGUAUUACGGGUAAAAGUAGGCGGGUCGGAAUAAUGUCAAAUGUAGUGACAAGAAAUUGUGAAGUACAGACAGUUGUAAACACCCGUUAGUGAAGCUGUAAAAGCUGUCAUUUUCGUCCCUUGCCUUGUUCUAUGGAAGCAGCUGUGGGCUGCCCAGAGAAGAUCAUGCCUUGUCAGAAUCAGCAGUCAACGGCCUCAACGGAAGAACAGCAGCGUGUUACCGCCAACAAUCCGAAACUUAUUCGGUUUAUUAGUAAUGGAGCAGAAACGUUCGAUGGCUCCCAGGAUAGUGGAUUAGGUGAUCCAGCGGCUGGAGACGACACGGUGUGGCAAGACCUUACCCCACGACUCAAGCUGUUACCUAUGAACGACCAGAUCCGGGAGUUACAGACAAUCAUCCGGGACAGGACAACCAGCAGAGGGGAUUUUGUGUUUUGUGCAGAUCGCUUGAUACGAUUGGUUGUAGAAGAGGGACUGAAUCAACUACCUUAUACAGAAUGCACAGUGGUCACGCCAACAGGGCACAAGUACGAAGGAGUGAAAUUUGAGAAGGGGAAUUGUGGUGUUAGCAUAAUGCGAAGUGGUGAAGCAAUGGAACAAGGCUUACGAGACUGCUGUCGAUCCAUACGAAUAGGGAAAAUCCUGAUCCAAAGUGAUGAAGAGACACAAAAAGCCAAAGUUUAUUAUUCAAAAUUUCCACCGGACAUAUACAGGAGAAAAGUUCUGCUUAUGUACCCAAUAUUAAGCACUGGAAACACAGUAAUCGAGGCAGUAAAAGUUCUAAUAGAACAUGGAGUCCAACCCAGCCAUAUCAUACUUCUCAGUCUGUUUUCAACUCCACAUGGUGCACGAUCAAUCAUCCAUGAAUUUCCAGAUAUCACAAUUUUAACAACAGAAGUUCAUCCCGUGGCACCAACACACUUUGGGCAAAAAUACUUUGGAACAGAUUGAACAGUAUUCUUCCUGUGAUAAUCCACAGUAUGUUGUAGUCUGCAGUGUCUCAUUUUAAAACAAGCCAACAGCAAGUGCUUCUAGUCUAACACUCCUGAUGCAGUGUGUGCAGAUAGUUUCAUUUUAAAGUAUUAAUUUGUCCAUUUUUUUUUAAAUAGAGGCCAGAUAUUUGGGAGUGGCACAUUCCAUUUACUACAGAUGCUGAACAGUUGUAAGAGUAACCUGAUGGGCAUUCUCUUAUUUAUCUAAAAGACGUUUGUAGUGUAUACUUGAAUGAGUAAGAUGAAAAUAUUUUUAUGGAAAAAAACUGGCUUUUUUAUGUUACUGCUGAGCAGACUUUUUGCCUUCUGGGAUGAAUAUAUUGUUUUAGUCAGACUCCCCCCCCCCCCCCCGACAGUAUUUAGCAGUAGGGCUACAUGGAAACUUUGCAGCCCAUGGAAAGCUCAUUUUAUGACCAUCAGCUUUUAAGUAUUUUAAUAAAGCACAUAAGUAUGUGUAAAAAA